This is a messenger RNA of Solanum lycopersicum (tomato), 1123 nucleotides long. Its product is annotated as large ribosomal subunit protein uL15c. Lineage: Eukaryota; Viridiplantae; Streptophyta; Magnoliopsida; Solanales; Solanaceae. Gene Ontology annotation, biological process: translation. Gene Ontology annotation, molecular function: structural constituent of ribosome. The record is from RefSeq and is a predicted model, not a curated record. Gene Ontology annotation, cellular component: ribosome; mitochondrial large ribosomal subunit.
CGUAAACUAAUUUAAAAAGUAGAAAAGAAAGUCCCUGAAAUAACCACCCCUAUCCGUUAAAAUUUGUCAAAACACUUUUUGCUUGGACAGUGAACACAAUCCUGAGUUCUCCCUUAUCAACAAUGGCGUCUCUACUCUCCAUCUCCUCUGCAUCACCUACAAGAACAAAUUCAAUCAUUACCCAGUUUUCUUCAUCAUUCAAGGGUAAUGUAAGUAAUUUGAAGUCAAGUUCGAAGCUUUUGCCUUUAAUAAAGGUCUGCAAUUUGAAAUCUAAGUCAAUAACAAGAACCCCAUUUGUUGUUUUCAACCAAACUGCAAGUUUUGGUGCUGAUUCUGCAACUGGGAGUGUUCGUUUUCGGCUUAAUAACUUGGGUCCUCAACCUGGGGCUACCAAGAAUAGGAAGAGGAAAGGUAGAGGGCAUUCAGCUGGACAAGGGGGUAGUUGUGGUUUUGGUAUGAGAGGUCAAAAAUCAAGGUCUGGACCUGGAGUUAGAAAGGGGUUUGAAGGGGGUCAAAUGCCUCUCUAUAGGAGACUUCCUAAGUUGAGAGGAAUUGCUGGAGGCAUGCAUGCUGGACUUCCCAAAUAUGUACCUGUGAACUUGAAGGACAUAGAAGAGGCAGGAUUUCAAGAAGGGGAAGAGGUUUCACUUGAGUCCCUCAAGCAAAAGGGUUUAAUAAAUCCUUCAGGGAGAGAAAGGAGACUUCCACUUAAGAUCUUAGGCGAUGGUGAGCUAAGCGUGAAACUCAACUUCAAAGCCCGCGCUUUUUCAACGUCAGCCAAGGAGAAACUAGAGGCUGCUGGUUGCUCAUUGACUGUUCUACCAGGCAGAAAGAAAUGGGUAAAACCAUCAGUUGCCAAGAACCUUGCUAGAGCUGAGGAAUAUUUUGCAAAGAAAAGAGCAGCUGCAGCUGAAUCAGCUGACCCCUCUGCUGCUUAAGUCAAAAACUUAUGUUAGCCACACAAUUUUUUUUUGUUUGAUGUUUUCUCUCUAAGAAAGGGAUGUAAAGCAACAUUCAAAAAGUUUUGGAUUCUUUUCUCUUUUAAGUCUUCCUUAUUUUUCUUUUAUUCUGGUAUCAGACUAUGAUAAUUUGUUUUAAUUCAAGCAUUACAUUUGAGCGUGCU